AUGUCGAUGUCGGGUGGGAGAGGGAAGGUGGUGGUGCGGCUGGAGGGGAAGCAGCGGCAGGGAGAAGAUGCGGCGGCGGCGGCGGCGGUGAUGCGGCGGCGGCAGCAGGAGCGGAAGCUAUUUAGGAAGAGGAUCGUAUAUUCAACAGUGCUCUCCCACUUUGCCGGAGCGCCGCCGUCGCUGCCGGUGUUCCGGCACUUCUUCACGCUGUCUUCGUUCCCGCACAGGCUCUACUCCCUCCGCGGCAAAGACGCUGCCGGCGCCGGCCCGCUCUUCCGCCAGUUGAAGGGCACGGACGCGCGGUGGAGGAAGGAGUUCUUCUUCCUGUCGUCACCGGCAGCGUCGCCGUGGCAGUGCCCUGUUCAGUGGGGGAGGCCAUUCAGGUCCGCCACGUCUGAUCCGUCGCUCAACGGCCCGGAGAAGGCCGUGGCGGCGAGCCUGCUGCGCGCUCGCGGUGGUUCCCCGAUCGAUCUCACGGCGUAUCUCCGCGACAGCAACUUGGCCGCGGCCAAGACCAUCGUGGCACUAUCACCGCCGCCGCCGACUCCUCAAGGUGAGCUACUCAAAGGAGCAGCGCGCUCGCCAGCGAGGGAGGCUACGGUGAAGAGCGAGCCGGACUGCGAUGCGCCGUCGUGGUCCGGAAAAGAGAAGAAGCGGAAGCGGCCGGAGCACCAUGCAACCGGCGAGAGCUCAGCGUCGGGGUACCUCUCUUUCCCGCCGGGGUUCUCCCCACAUCACCGGAAGGCACGGACCACAACUAGGACUACGAGCAAACACGGGAAGCAACUCCACGGCGGCGACGACGGGGACACGAGCGGCUGGAAGGCGGCGAGGCAACUGCUGCAGGGCAUCGUCACGCCGGAGCGGCAGCGCGAGCACGCGGCGUCCAGGCCGGCCGACGUCGUCGCCUCGAGCUACGUGUCGCUGCUCCAGACGGCGAACGAGGUGGCCUUCUCGCUGGGUUACGCUCUGGAGCUCGAGGAGAGGCUGAGGGACGCCGACGAGCUGCGGGCGGAGCUGCGCAAGGUGAAGGCCGAGCUCGCCGAGACCAAGGCCAAUGCCGUGGCGGCGGCGGCGCGGGAGUCCCGGGGGCCCAGGGCGCGCUGACGAAGAGCUCUUCUUGGAUCCCAUGCCUACACCAUGUCUCCACGGUGAUAUGCACACACCAUUUCAUCAAAUUAUAUUAGACUGAUGGACCUACUUAUUCAUCUUUGAGCUGCGGAUUGACAUAUUUAGGCUUGUUUGGAUUGAAUUUGAAUUUUGUGUUGCGGGCAACACAUUUGCUAUCACUGGUAGCUUUGAGAUUCGGAUCGUAUAUUCUCAACCCAUUCCUAUGUACUAAUACUUUCUAUUCAUGAUUAGCUGCACUCUUUUAAAUUAAAUUUCCAAAAUAAUGUAAGUUUUCAUUUUUGGCAAAACAAUAUAUAUUUUUGAAGAAAAAAAUUACUUGCAUAUAUAAUUGAUUCAAAUAGGGUGUUUCUACCAAGUUCACUGUCUUCGAGACACAUUAACAUACUGGACUGCUACUCGUGGCUUUCUAUAGGUGGGCACACCAGCUUGCUCAAUGUAUGCAGGCCACCCGGGAGGAACCCUAGCCGCCACCGCAGCAGUCCCCCUCUCCUCCUCUUCCUCCUCCCGCCGCCGCCGGAGGGUGUUGCCGGGAAAAUCCCGCGCGGCGGCGACGGCGGCGGGGACGGCUCUCCUCCUCUCGCU
This is a messenger RNA of Triticum aestivum (bread wheat), 1713 nucleotides long. RefSeq lists its product as uncharacterized. The record is from RefSeq and is a predicted model, not a curated record. NCBI's taxonomy places the organism in Eukaryota, Viridiplantae, Streptophyta, Magnoliopsida, Poales, Poaceae. The transcript has 3 exons. Bases 1 to 1107 code for a protein of 368 amino acids.